Molecule: messenger RNA, 5583 nt
Organism: Scylla paramamosain (green mud crab)
Lineage: Eukaryota; Metazoa; Arthropoda; Malacostraca; Decapoda; Portunidae
Product: dimethylaniline monooxygenase [N-oxide-forming] 2-like
Exons: 8
Coding region: 142-1578 (478 amino acids)
Molecular function (GO): N,N-dimethylaniline monooxygenase activity; NADP binding; flavin adenine dinucleotide binding
Source: RefSeq, a predicted model, not a curated record
GAGAACCAGGAGGAAUCCGAGUGCGUCAUUCUGUCAGUUUGUUGCUUAAACAAGAGUGUGCAUAGUACCCAUGGCUUAGUACAGCCUUAAAACCAUAUAGAAACCAAACCAAGAAGAGUGCGUCAUUCCAUCAGUUUAUCCAUGGCUGAGCAGGGAUGCGAGCGUGUGGUGGGAAUCAUAGGGGCGGGGGCUGCGGGCCUGUGUGCAGCCCGACACGUGCAGGGUAUGCAGGGAUGGAGGGCAGUGGUGUGGGAGCAAUCUUUGGACCUUGGCGGCACAUGGAGGCUGUCUCAGAAUGUUGGCGUGGACCAGAGAGGUUUUCCAGUCCAUUCCAGUCUGUACAACAGUCUGAGAACAGACGUGCCGGCAGUGCUCAUGGCUUUCCCAGAUUACAAGUUUCCGGACGGGGAAUCCUUCAUGCAUCACACCACCGUCCUCAAGUAUCUGGAGGACUACGCCCGCCACUUCAGUCUCCUUCGCUUUAUCAAGUUUGGACAUCGUGUGGAGGAAGUGUCACCGGCGGGCGAGCAGGAUGGACAGGUGGCCUGGAGGGUCACAGUCAAGGACCUCUCCAAAGGCUUCACUCACGUCACCACCUGCCGGGCUCUGCUCAUUUGUAACGGUCAUUUUUCAGAGCCAAAUAUCCCUGAGAUCGAAGGCAUCGAGAAGUACCGCGGGCAGAGGCUUCACAGCCACGACUACCGAGAGCCCUCUGCCUUUCUCGCCAGGCGGGUGGUGGUGCUCGGGGCCGGUGCCUCAGGCCUGGACAUCGCCCUUGAAAUAGCCCAAGUAGCAGACAAGGUUUUCCUCUCGCACAAGUUUCCUCUCUUGAUCCCGUCUGAGUUUCCCAACACGCUGCAUCAGGUGCGGGCUGUUGUCACGGCUGAUGAGACAGGGUUUGUGUUGGCUGAUGGAACGUAUGUUGAAGCAGAAGCCAUUUUGUAUUGUACAGGAUACAAAUACAAAUUUCCCUUCCUGACUGAUGAAUGUGGCGUUGAGGUGAAGGACAACCGUGUGCACAACGUGCACAAGCACAUCAUCAACAUCAGAUAUCCCACAAUGGGCUUCAUUGGCCUCCCAUCGCGAGCUAUCACCUUCCCUCUCGUCAAUUACCAGGUGCAGUAUUUCCUUGCCACUCUGAGAGGUGAGGUCACGCUACCCUCACUUGAAGAAAUGACGGCCAUCGCUCACAAGAAUGAUCAGGAACGGAGGGAGCAAGGGCUGCUAGAUAAACACUAUCACACUCUUGAAAUGACCCAGUUUGAGUAUCUCAGGGAUCUGGCGAGGGAAGCUGGCCUGGAGCAACCGCCGGCCUUCUUGCCUCAGUUACUAAUGAUAGUGUUGUUUCGUAUUUUUUUUUCAUUCCCUGUCUUUAAGAGCUACAGCUACGAGGUCUCUGGGGAUGGCGCCAUAAUAGAGAGUUUGAGGGGGCAGCGCGUGGCGACGUACUGGGAUCUAACUAGGCUAAUCUUGACACAGGUUGUCCGCUGCCUAUGGAGAGACUUUCCUAGGGUUGUGAGUUUCUUUGGCUCCCAUCUCAUGAUUAAAUUGAGAGCAAUUCUUAGGAUACCGAGGUAGACAGACCUAUUCAUUGAAACAACAACAACAACAAAUGUCCCCAGGUAGUACUGCUCUUUUGGUAUCGAUCGUAAGUGUCUUGAUACCCCCAUCAACUUCUUCUUCACUAACUUCUGCAACAUUCGCAGUCUUAGAUCUAAUUUUCAAUCUGUAGAACACCACCUCUCUUCUACUAAACUUCAUCUUUUCAUCACUGAAGCACAGGCGUCUGAAGCAAUUGAGGGUAGCCCCUUUUCUGUUCCCUCCUACUAUUUCUAUCCUCAUUUUCAAUCUAAAGCUGGAUGUUGCGUCUCUGUGCACAAUGGCUUAAUCUGCUCAUGCUCUUGAAUCUUCCGAGUUUUCCACCAUCGGUAUACGACUACAGAGUCACUCCCAAACUAAAUUUUUCUGUGCUGUAUACCUCCCACCUAACUCCUCUGACCAUAAGAAAUUCUUUGACAACUUAACUUCCAAAGUGAGCAUAUUUUGACUCUCUUCCCUUUUUGUGGAUAUCUCCAUUCUUGGAGACUUCAAUGUUUACCACCAGCUUUGGCUUUCCUCUUUCUUCACUGAUCAUCCUAGUGAACUAGCAUUUAAUUUUGCUAUCAUCUACGCCCUAGAGCAAAAGGUACAACACCCUACUCGUUCGUAUUCCUGAUUGUCUUGGAGAUACGGCCAACAUUCUUGAUCUUUUCCUAACUUCUAAUCCUUCCGCUUCUGCUGUUACCCUAUCUUCUCUCUUGGGCUCCUUCGAUCACAGUCUCAUAUCUGUAUCUUGUCCUAUCGCUCAAGUCUCUCUUCAGGAUCUCUCAAAGCGAAGGUGCCUCUGGUGUUUUACCUCUGCUAACCGGGAGACCUGAUGAUGUAUUAUGCUGAUUUCCCUUGCAGUGACCAUUGUUUUCGUGUCAGAGACCCGUCUCUGUGUGCUGAGCUCAUAACAGAGGUCUCUGGUAGUCUCUAGCACGGAGGCGUACAUUCCUCACUCUUUAUCUCAACCUAAACCUUCCAAACUUCGUUUAACUCAGCCUAUUUUCGUGAUGUACAUGAUAGAGAGGUGGCCCACAAAGGGUAUUUGAGUCUUCCAUCACCUGAAUCUCAUGUGCUUUAUAUUUCUGUCUGGAAUCAUGCAAAGUCUGUUCUCAAACUAGCCAAAAAAACUCCUUUAUUAAUAGAAAGCAUAAUCUUUCCAGAUCUAACUCCCCUCGUGACUUUUGGCAACUAGCCAAAAACAACUCCAAUAACUUUGCUUCUUUAUCUUUCUUUAUUUCAACAUGAUGCUUCACUGCCGUCUCAUCAAACAUUUGCUAAAAAUUCUACCUUGGAUAAUUUAAGGCUUGUUCCUCCCUUUCCUCCCCCCUCUGACUACUUCAUGCUACCUAUUAAGAUCCUUCGCAGUGGUGUUUUUCAUGCCCUCGCUGGCCUAAACCCUCGGAAGGCUUAUUGUUCUCCGAAACUGCGCCUCCGUGCUUACACCUUAUCCAUUCAAACUCUUUUAACUAUGUCUAUUGACAUCUGUUUACCUUUCCCUCUUGAUGGAAAUUUGCCAACAUUCAGCCUGUUCCUUAAAAUGGUUACCGUUCUAAUCCCUCAAACUAUCGUCCUGUUGGUUUAAUUUCCUGACUAUCUAAAGGUUUUGAAUCUAUCCUCAACAGGAAGAUUCUUAAAACAUCUAUCACUUCGCAACCUUCUAUCUGAUCGCCAGUACGGGUUCCGUCAAAGCCGCUCUACUGGUGAGUUUUGGUCAUCCUCUUUUAAAGAUAAUGGUGAAGCUUUUGUUGUUGCCUUAGACAUAUCAAAAGCUUUUUAUAGUCUGGCACAAAGCUUUGAUUUUCAAACUACCCUUCUACGGUUUAUAUGCUUAUCUCUGUAACUUCAUCUCAAGUGUCUUAUCUGCCCGUUCUAUUGCCGCUGUGGUAGACGUUCACUGUUCUUCUCCUUAAUCUGUUAACAGUGAUUUUCCUCAAGGUUGUGUCCUGUCCCCCACUCUCUUCCUAUUAUUCAUCAAUUGUCUUCUAAACCAAACUUCUUGUCCUAUCCACUUGUACGCUGAUGAUACCAUCCUGCACUUUUCCACGUCUUUCCGGAGACGUCCAACCCUUCAGAAAGCAAACAGAUCACGUAAAGAAGCCAUGGAAUGUCUGACUUCGGAUCUCUCUAUAAUUUCUGAUUGGAAGAAAGCAAAAACUCAACUCCUCCAUCUAUCAAUUCGACACAAAAUUCCACAACACUAUCCUCUCUUCUUCAAUGACACUCAACUGUCCCCCUCUUCUACGUAAAGAAGCCAUGGAAUGUCUGACUUCGGAUCUCUCUAUGAUUUCUGAUUGGAAGAAAGCAAAAACUCAACUCCUCCAUCUAUCAAUUCGACACAAAAUUCCACAACACUAUCCUCUCUUUUUCAAUGACACUCAACUGUCCCUCUUCUUCUUCUGAACAUCGUCGGGCUGUUCUUUAUUUAUAAUUUAAACUGGAAACUUCACAUCUCGUCUGUAUCUAAAACAGCUCCUAUGAAGUUAGUCAUUCUGAGUCAUCUCCGCCAGUUUUUCUCACCCCCCUGCUCGCUGCUAACUCUGUAUGGAGUAUGCUUCACAUAUAUUCCACAUAUAUUCCACUCAUACUGGUCUUUUAGACAGGGUGGAAUCUAAAGCUUUUCGUCUUAUCAACUCCUCUUUUCUAAGUGACUGUUUUCAGUCUUUUUCUCAUCGCCACAGUGUUGCAUCUCUUGCUAUCUUCUACCACUAUUUUCAUGCCAACUGCUCUUCUGAUCUUGCUAACUGCAUGCCUUCCCUCUUCCGCAGCCUCACUGCACAAGACUUCUUUCUUUCACCCCUAUUCUGUCCACCUCUCUAAUGCAAAAGUUAACCAGUAUUCUCAAUCAUUCAUCCCUUUUCUGGCAAACUUUGGAACUCCCUGCCUACUUUUGUAUUUUCAACUUCCUAUGACUUAAACCUUUUCAAGAUGGAGGUUUCAAGAAACUUAUCCUGUAUUUCUGACUAACACUUUAGACUAUGUUCAGGGACCGGCACCUCAGUGGGUUUUUUUAUUUAUCUUAUUUAUUUUAUUUUUCUAUAUAUUUCUUUGUAUUGCAGUUUUGUUGCCCUUGGCCGGUGCCCCUCCUGCAUAAAAACUGCUACUACUACUACUACUACUACUAUUACUACUACUGGUAUUAUCAUUAUUUUAAUUUAUUAUACUUAAAACAAGUUUCCGUAAUCAAUGCAAUCAGUGACGAAGUAUAAGAAUAUCGCAAGUAUUCAUUAUUAUAUUAUACAAGCAAGAACAUAGUCAGUUCAGCCGUCGAGAAAGAGAUGCCUGAGCAGAAUUAGAAGCAGGAAUAACAAUUAGCUGUUUUCAACUAAAAUACGAAAUGUAUAAAAAAAAAAAAAAAGUAGAGCUCAAAGGCGCAUGCUAAGAGUCCCCACUUAACGUAACAUCAGGUUGUCAAUUGUGGUCGAGGGCCGAGUAACCUUUUCUCCUCAAUUCGACUGUGCUUGUAUAUUUUCAAUCUAAAGUCUUCUGAUAUAAUGACAGUCUCGUAACAAAACCUAAUCAUUGAUAGAUUCUUAUCAGAUCAGAGGACUUAAGACUGAGGAAAAAUAUCAAACACAGUGAAAGUGAACGUGGUGUGAUUAUCGAGCAUGACUGCACCAAUGCACCUGACAUGGUAUCUGUGUGCACACCUAUUUUAUGGACACGUAAAGGGUCCGCCACACAGUCAGUCACAUGAUGGCUUUUGUUAUGCUAUUAUGUGUUCCUAAUGUGGCUGCAUAUCAUUGUCUUGAUGGAUGACACAGUUUUCUCAUCUACAACUAGGUAAAGGGUGAAAUAAAUGUUAAGGUUAUUAAAUGGAUACUGCAUGGAUAUUCGAAUGCCUCAUAAUAAUGUGAAAACCAAUUUAUAUGCUUUAAAUUGUUCACAAAAGAAACAAGCGCCAUUUAUUGUAGGGUUUGGCACCUCAGUGGGCCUUUUUAUUUUUCUAAUUAUUGUGUUGCCCUUCACCAGUGUCUCUCUUACAUAAAGAAAAAGAAA